GAUAAAGGAACAAAGGAACAAAGAAACAAACAAACAAAGAAAGAGAGUUUGUAUAGCUUUGUUUAUUUUUGGAUUACACUCGUUUUUUUGGGAGAGGUGAAUUUUUUAGAAAGAGGCUUGGCUUUGAAUACUGUGCCAAGGCAUUUUUUUUAUACUUUUUUUACAAAGAGAAGGGCUUCUAGGGGGAGACUGUGGAUUAUAGGAGAGUGCAUUCUACGUGAUGGGUGGUGAGGAGAAGAAAGACACCCAGCUCCACGGCACCACGCCCGUGGACGAAAAAGUCCUACGAGCUGACCACGACCGUGCCGCCGCAACAGAAGGCAUCACCACGUCCCACAAUGACUCCUCCACCGACUCCUCCUCCGACGCCAUAGGUCUCCACAUCGUCCCCUCCAAAACCCACAGCCGCAUCUCCCGCGACGGCGACAAGCUCUCCUUCCACGACCCCGAAAAAGGCGUCAUCAGCGCCGCCGUCCUCCCCUCCCCCUCGCAGAGCACACGCGCCCUCACCCUCCGCGAGGACGAGAACUUCUACCCCGAGGGCGGCCUUCAGGCAUGGCUCGUUGUGUUCGGAUCGCUGUGCUCGCUGCUCGCGGCUCUGGGGGUGAUGAAUACGCUGGGCUCGUUCCAGGCGUAUAUUAGCAGGAAUCAGUUGAGGGAGUAUAGUGAGGGAGAGAUUGGGUGGAUUUUUAGCAUGUAUGCGUGUUUGGCUUUUGGGUUUGGGGUCAUUGUUGGGCCGGUUUUUGAUAAGCAUGGGGCGAGGUGGUUGAUGCUUGUGGGGUCGGCGGGGGUGGUGACGAGUUUGAUGCUGUUGAGUGUUUGCGAGACAUACUGGCACUUCAUGCUCGUCUUCGGCAUCCUCGGCGGUGCCUCCACAUCUCUCAUCUUCGCCCCCGCCAUCGCCUCAAUCGGCCACUGGUUCAAAGCCCGCCGCGGCUUCGCCACCGGCAUCGGCGCCACCGGCGGCGCCCUGGGAGGCAUCGUCUACCCCCUCAUGCUGCAGUACCUCAUCCCCCAACUCGGCUGGGCAUGGGCAACCCGCUGCCUCGGCUUCCUCUCCAUCUUCCUCCUGUCCAUCGGCUGCGUCCUCGUCCGCGGCCGCCUCCCGCCGGAGCACAACAGCAGCGCUAAACCGGACUUGGGGAUCUUCCGCGAUGGGGUGUUCGCGCUCACUGUUGCGGCGGUGUAUUUGCUCGAGUGGGCGCUGUUUGUGCCGCUGACGUAUAUCAGUAGUUAUGCGUUGCACGCGGGGUUUACUGAGGCUUUCUCGUAUCAGUGCCUUAUUAUACUGAAUAUUGGGUCGGUUUUUGGGAGAUGGCUGCCGGGGUUUUAUGCGGAUAAGAUUGGAGCCUUCAACACGAUGAUUCUCACUACCAUCCUAUCAGUCGUUAUGGUGCUCGGCGUGUGGUUACCAGCUGGGACGACUAUGCCGGGGUUAAUCAUCUUCUGCCUCUUCUUCGGCUUCGCGUCAGGAUCGAACAUCGGAUUGACAUCAGUCUGCAUCGGCAAGCUCUGCCGCACCGAGAACCUGGGCCGCUACUUCGCCACCUGCUACACCAUCGUGAGCAUCGGGUGCCUUACUGGGAUUCCCAUCGCCGGUGAGAUCGUCAAGGCGAACCACGGCGAGUAUUGGGGCCUGAUGACGUUUACGGGGGUGUGUUAUGCCGGUGGGCUGGCGGCGUUUAUUGUGGUCAGGAUCAUUAAGGUGGGGUGGGAUGUUAAGGCUGUUUAUUAGGAGGGAAAGACGGCUGUUGCUUUUGGUUUAUUGGGAAAAAGAGGGUUUUGGGGCGCAGAUGCUGGGAGGAUCGGCAGUGGCAUGAGCAUGGCGUUUAUUGGAUAUUGGCAUUUUUUUGGGUGGCAUGUUUGGAUUGGGUUUUUGGCUUGGAUGGUCUUAUUGAAGCUAUAACUUCUGACUCAUAGCGAGGUGCCUACUUCUGGGUAGUUAAUUCAAUUAAGAGAUUAAUAAUAAUUAUCUUAUGG
Messenger RNA from Pseudogymnoascus verrucosus, 1980 nucleotides. RefSeq lists its product as uncharacterized. The record is from RefSeq and is a predicted model, not a curated record. Lineage: Eukaryota; Fungi; Ascomycota; Leotiomycetes; Thelebolales; Thelebolaceae. Bases 221 to 1735 code for a protein of 504 amino acids. Gene Ontology annotation, molecular function: transmembrane transporter activity. Gene Ontology annotation, cellular component: fungal-type vacuole membrane. The transcript has 2 exons. Gene Ontology annotation, biological process: transmembrane transport.